Messenger RNA from Polychytrium aggregatum, 1527 nucleotides. RefSeq lists its product as uncharacterized. Lineage: Eukaryota; Fungi; Chytridiomycota; Chytridiomycetes; Polychytriales. The transcript is spliced from 3 exons. The record is from RefSeq and is a predicted model, not a curated record. The coding region runs from base 1 to 1527 and encodes 508 amino acids.
AUGGCCGAUUUGAAGACCAAAAAGGCCUUGUUCGAGCUCCAGAACCAGGACAGGCCCCGCUCCCUGAGUAAAAAACUUUCCAAGAGCAACGAUGUCUUGGCUGACAACAGCGUCCCCGAGUCCGUACAGCCGUCAGCAUCGGAUGCCGCCGGCCAAAGCGCCAGCAGCAGCAACGGGAACUGGAGCUCGCCGCGGGCCGUCUACAAAACGUUCAAGUCAUCUGUCUCGGGCACCGUUGACCGCAUGUCUCGCUCGUUUCACAACCAUCCGCCAGGGGCCAACUCUGCUGAACCACUUGAGGUGGCCGCUGUCGAUCAGAGCGAGCGCGACAGUUCCGAGCUGCCUGUCAAGGAGAAGAUCUCGGCUUUUGACCAAGGGCCCGACUCGCCCAAGAAGGAGUCCAAGAAUCUAAAGAAGCGCAUCUCGGCAGCGCUGCUGACAAAGUCAAAAAGCCACUCCAAUUCCAGAAUCAGCAUGCACGAUCCGGCCCUGCUGUCGCUGGUCGAGAAGCGCGAGGUCUUCGAGCGAGAUCCCGCUGUUAAACCUGGCGAGGAGGGUCGAGGGACGCCCAAAUCCGCAAGGAGCUUUGCUGACAAGGAACCGACAGCUGGUACGCCCGAGAAUCAAUCGCCCCUGAAAAGCUCGGCCUCGAGCCUGUCGAGGUGGGCCGAUGACACUCGGUCCGUCAAGGGCGCCGCCGGAGCCGUGGGAGACCCGCCCCGCAAGGGAUCGGACGCCAUCAGCAUGUCGUCGUCUCGGAGCUUCUCAGCCUUCAGGGCAGCAAAGUCGACCGACUCACUCGCUCGAACCGAGGAGGAACUGCCGUCCGAAAUCGAGUCCGCAGACAAUAAGCCGCCAACUCCAACGUCGACGCCGAUGCCGGUUUCGGUGCCAGUUUCGAUGCCAACACCAGCAUCGGUGCCUACUCCGCAGUUUGCAUCUGGCUCGGCCCCUGCGUCAGUACCAAUACCGUCACAAGCACCAGCCGCACUGCCAAAGACUCAUCCUGACCAUCCAUCGGUCCCAAAGUCCAUCGAGACAGCCCUGGCCGACCUUACAAAGACACACCAGUCGAUGGUCGAGGCCAGGCACCAUUCCAUACCGAUUUCCCGCAGAAGCACGAGCCCCGCCAAGACACCGACAAGCCCUCUCUCCAAAUCCAAGGAGCAGCUCGAGUCGCUGCUGUCGAACGCCAUUCUUUUCUCAGACUUUGGCGAAGACGACGCUAUACCCGCGGCAUCCAUCCAGGGCCGCGUCAAUCCGCCCGAAGUUGUCACUGCAACUGUGUCCAGUGCCUCUCGCCGUGGUUGUCGGGACAAGGCCGAUUCGACCACGGCUGCUGUCAGCUCCAAGGCACCGCCAAAGCCAAAGCGAUUCGGUACCGGCCACCCUGCCGCACCGCCCAAGCCGCCGCGAGAGCGGAUGCAGGAGAUAUUCGAUCCGCCUCCUGGACCGCCGAUCCCGUCACUGGACAAGAAACCCAAACGAGGGAGGCUGGUGCGGCGGACCUACGGCGUCACAGACUAG